Molecule: messenger RNA, 2269 nt
Organism: Oncorhynchus gorbuscha (pink salmon)
Lineage: Eukaryota; Metazoa; Chordata; Actinopteri; Salmoniformes; Salmonidae
Product: ATP-binding cassette sub-family C member 12-like
Exons: 8
Coding region: 17-898 (293 amino acids)
Biological process (GO): transmembrane transport
Cellular component (GO): membrane
Molecular function (GO): ATP binding; ATP hydrolysis activity; ATPase-coupled transmembrane transporter activity
Source: RefSeq, a predicted model, not a curated record
CAUACAGUUGACAGGUAUGCUCCAGUACGUGGUAAGGCUGUCUACGGAGCUGGAGGCCAAGUUCCUGUCAGUGGAGAGACUACAGGAGUACAUCGAGGGUUGUGUCUCUGAGGCGCCCAGGAGAGUUAAAGACGCCCUCAUCCCAGAGGGUUGGCCUCAUAAAGGGGCCAUCUCCUUUAAGGACUAUACGAUGAGGUACAGAGCGAACACUCCCAUCGUGCUCGAUGGACUCCAGCUCAACAUCCAGCCCAGGGAGAAGCUGGGCAUCGUGGGGAGGACAGGCUCUGGGAAGUCUUCUUUAGGAGUGGCACUGUUCCGCCUGGUGGAACCAGCUGCAGGGACUAUCUUCAUAGAUGGGGUGGACACCAGCGCUAUCGGCCUGGAGGACCUCCGCAGCAAACUAUCAGUCAUCCCCCAGGACCCUGUCCUAUUCAUCGGCACUGUCAGGUAUAAUCUGGAUCCUUUCAACAACUAUAGUGACGAGGACAUCUGGUCUGCUCUGGAUAAGACCUUCAUGAAACACACAAUCUCCAGUCUCCCUGAGAAGCUGCAGUCGGAGGUCGUGGAGAACGGGGAGAACUUCUCUGUAGGAGAGAGACAGCUGAUGUGUAUGGCCAGAGCACUGCUACGAAACUCGAAGAUCAUCUUGUUGGACGAGGCGACGGCGUCGAUCGACUCAGAGACGGACUCUCUGAUCCAGCACACCAUCAGAGACGCGUUCCAGGACUGUACCAUGCUGACUAUCGCUCACCGCAUUAACACUGUCCUGGAGUCAGAUCGUAUACUGGUCAUGGACGCCGGAAGGGUGGUUGAGUGUGACAGUCCAGAGGUCCUGAUGCAGAGACCAGAUUCUCAGUUUGCAGCUCUCCUGACUGCAGCCAACACCGUCAACACAUGAGCCUGGACACACCCCCAUCUGUAGUCUGGACACCCCCCCAUCUGUAGUCUGGACACACCCCCAUCUCUAGUCUGGACACACCUCCAUCUGUAGUCUGGACACACCUCCAUCUGCAGUCUGGACACACCCCCAUGAGUCUGGUCACACCUCCAUCUGCAGUCUGUACACACCCCCUUGAGUCUGGACACACCUCCAUCUGCAGUCUGGACACACCUCCAUCUGCAGUCUGGUCACACCCCCUUGAGUCUGGACACACAUCCAUAUGCAGUCUGGACACACAUCCAUCUGCAGUCUGGACACACAUCCAUCUGCAGUCUGGUCACACCUCCAUCUGCAGUCGGGACACACAUCCAUCUGCAGUCUGAUCACACAUCCAUCUGCAGUCUGGACACACAUCCAUCUGCAGUCUGGUCACACCUCCAUCUGCAGUCUGGACACACAUCCAUCUGCAGUCUGGUCACACAUCCAUCUGCAGUCUGGACACACAUCCAUCUGCAGUCUGGACACACCUCCAUCUGCAGUCUGGACACACCUCCAUCUGCAGUCUGGUGACACCUCCAUCUGCAGUCUGGUGACACCUCCAUCUGCAGUCUGGACACACAUCCAUCUGCAGUCUGGACACACAUCCAUCUGCAGUCUGGUGACACCUCCAUCUGCAGUCGGGACACACUUCCAUCUGCAGUCUGGUGACACUUCCAUCUGUAGUCUGGACACACCUCCAUCUGCAGUCUGGUGACACCUCCAUCUGCAGUCUGGUGACACCUCCAUCUGCAGUCGGGACACACUUCCAUCUGCAGUCUGGUGACACCUCCAUCUGUAGUCUGGACACACAUCCAUCUGCAGUCUGGUCACACAUCCAUCUGCAGUCUGGUGACACCUCCAUCUGCAGUCGGGACACACUUAUAUCUGCAGUCUGGUGACACCUCCAUCUGUAGUCUGGACACACAUCCAUCUGCAGUCUGAUGACACCUCCAUCUGCAGUCGGGACACACUUCCAUCUGCAGUCUGGUGACACCUCCAUCUGUAGUCUGGACACACCUCCAUCUGCAGUCUGGACACACCUCCAUCUGCAGUCUGGACACACCUCCAUCUGCAGUCUGGACACACUCCCAUCUGUAGUCUGGACACACCUCCAUCUGCAGUCUGGACACACCCCCAUGAGUCUGGACACACCCCCAUGAGUCUAGACACCUCCAUCUGCAGUCUGGACACACCCCCAUGAGUCUGGUCACAUCUCCAUCUGCAGUCUGGUCACACCUCCAUCUGCAGUCUGGACACACCCCCAUGAGUCUGGUCACACCUCCAUCUGCAGUCUGGACACACCCCCAUGAGUCUGGUCACACCUCCAUCUGCAGUAACACCAUUAUGAAA